ACUUCCCUAUCAUCGGCUUCUACAUUUGUCUCCUUCUUCCUUUACUCCCAUCCGAUCCCCAUCUCCUUAGAUAAACCAAUCAUUUCAAUCAAGAAAGCAAAGAACUAAUUAAAAGAUCGCAGAUCAAUCACUAAACAGGAGUACUAGUCAUGAUGGAUACAAAUGAAUCAUCAUGUGUUCCACCCGGAUUUCGGUUUCAUCCAACGGAUGAAGAGCUUGUGGGAUACUACCUUAGAAAGAAAAUUGCAGCCCAAAAGAUUGAUCUUGAUGUUAUUAGAGACAUUGAUCUCUACAGAAUUGAGCCAUGGGAUCUUCAAGAAAAAUGCCGGAUCGGAUAUGAAGAGCAGAAUGAGUGGUAUUUCUUCAGCCACAAGGAUAAGAAGUAUCCAACAGGGACAAGAACCAAUAGGGCAACCAUGGCUGGGUUUUGGAAGGCUACUGGAAGAGACAAGGCUGUUUACGAUAUGUCGAAACUCAUAGGGAUGAGGAAAACACUCGUGUUUUAUAGAGGAAGGGCACCCAAUGGCCAGAAAACUGACUGGAUCAUGCAUGAAUAUCGACUUGAAUCCGAGGAGAAUAAUCCUCCACAGGCAAAAGGCUGGGUGGUUUGUCGAGCAUUUAAAAAGAGAAUAACCGGCCAAACAAAGACCAAUAUUGGAGAAGGAUGGGAAUCAAAUUAUCUUUAUGAUGAACCAAGUGGAGUCAGCUCCGUUUUGAGUCCUCUUGAUAAUAUUCCAAGACAACUUCCUCCUCAAAAUUUCAUGAGCCAGAAUUCACUAUGCAAGCAAGAGAUAGAACCCGAUAAUAAUAAUAACAACAAUCUCAUCUUUUUACAUUCAGAUCAAUUUGUUCAGCUUCCUCAGCUAGCAAGCCCCACCGUGCCACUCAUGAAAAGACCGAUAAGCUCCGUCUCACUGGCCUCGGAGAAUAACUGUGAAGAAGAUGGGCAGAUUACGAAAAGGAGAAAGAUAAAUAAGAAUGUCAAUGACAGAGUAACAGACUGGCGAGCCCUCGACAAGUUUGUUGCUUCUCAAUUAAGCCACGAUAGUCAUGAGAAAUCUUCUUAUGAUGAGGACGGAGUUUCAAGCUAUGAACCUCACAAUGGUUCGGAUUUGGGAAUGCUGCUUUUACAAAGUGGAAGGGAAGAAGGGCCUAAGUUGGAUGACUUGAUGAGUUCAAGUUGUAACCGUGAUAUUGGCAUUUGCAUAUUUGAUAAAUGAGGAGAAAUAAAUGUCUUAGAAUAUUAAUUAUACAUAUAUAUGUAGUUUUGUAUAAACAUAUUGAUUGUGGGAUGAGCACUGAAAAUAAUUACUUAAUUAAUAGUCAUCCAUCCAA
Messenger RNA from Lycium ferocissimum, 1335 nucleotides. RefSeq names its product NAC domain-containing protein 37-like. Gene Ontology annotation, molecular function: DNA binding. Lineage: Eukaryota; Viridiplantae; Streptophyta; Magnoliopsida; Solanales; Solanaceae. Bases 150 to 1220 code for a protein of 356 amino acids. The record is from RefSeq and is a predicted model, not a curated record. The transcript has 4 exons. Gene Ontology annotation, biological process: regulation of DNA-templated transcription.